Messenger RNA from Parasteatoda tepidariorum (common house spider), 2483 nucleotides. RefSeq names its product anaphase promoting complex subunit 5 ida (gene ida). Gene Ontology annotation, molecular function: protein binding. The record is from RefSeq and is a predicted model, not a curated record. Gene Ontology annotation, cellular component: anaphase-promoting complex. Lineage: Eukaryota; Metazoa; Arthropoda; Arachnida; Araneae; Theridiidae. Gene Ontology annotation, biological process: positive regulation of mitotic metaphase/anaphase transition; anaphase-promoting complex-dependent catabolic process; protein K11-linked ubiquitination.
AAUUAGGAUCUUUUUAAGCAGAAAUAAGCAGCCGGACCGGAGCGAAGAUAUUUAAAAUAAAUAAAUAGUUGAAAGAAGUGGCGAACAUUGCCGUAAAUUUGAUUUUUCUCAUUUGAAUAGGAUCAUUUGAAAAAUUAAAUGCAUACAACUUGAUUUAUUAUCAAAUAUAGUCAUAAUGGUACCUCCGGAACCUCCUCUUCCAGUAUCUAUAUCAAAAUCAUCAAAAGACUAUGUAACAGCUCACAAAAUUUCGCUCUUAGUUUUAAUAAAAGAAUUUUGCUAUGUGCGACAUAAAUCUUUGCAAAAACGACAUGGUCAAAGAUCAGACGAUGCAUCUUGGGAACAUACUAAUCAGCAAAAUCGAGAUUUUGCGUCAACUAUGUUGAAGCUUAUUCAAAAUCCAGAUAUGGAUUUAAAACGAUUGAUCAACAUUAUUCAUCCUAUUAUGCAUCCUAAAACAUAUCAGUUUUUUGUCAAUAGGUUAGAGACACUUCGAAAAAAUGGGGUUGCAGCAAUCAUGGAUUACAUCGCUACCUUGGAUUCUCUAUUAGUGGAACCUGCACCAAUGCUACCAGUUAUACAUAAAAGCAGUAUAUUAGGAUUAUUUAUUCGACAUAUGCUGUUAGCAUUUGAUAAGCUAUCGUUUAGUCUUGUCACUAAAUUGUGUCAUAAGUUUCAUGUUUAUUUCGAUGCUGCAUUUGCACAAUGUCUUGACGACAGCACUGAUAUCAAUUGCAGUGAUUCUGCACUUGAUGAAAAAUUAGAAGAUAGUUAUCAUGAGGAAUGCCAGGUGUUUGCCUCCCAGAAACAAGCUGAAUUUUUUAUUGCACAACAAGCAGCUUUAUUACAAAUUAAUGAGAGUGCAGCAUUAUCUCCAUUUGAUUUACAGCAAAAAAUUAAAGAACUUUUGAAAGGGAAUCCUGAAUUAUAUGAAGCGUGCUAUUUGAGUUAUCUUAAUUCAUUGAGAGUGAGAGAAUAUUGUGGAGCUAGAGAAAAUCUUUAUCAUCAUUUUGACCGUAAUACAGCUGUUCCUCAGGAAACUAAAGCCACAACAGCUUCAGAAGAUCUUAGUAGAAGUUCUCGCUAUGCUGCUUUGAAUCUUGCAAUAUUACAUGCUUUAUUUGACCACAAGGAUGAAGCUCUUGCAGCUUUAAAUGAAGCAAUUAUGGUUGCCCAAGAGGUCAAUGAUAAUGUGUGUUUACAGUAUUCAUUGGCCUGGCUUUAUAGACUAACUUCAGAAAAUAAAGAAGUUUUAAUUGAAAGAUCUGUCGCAAAAUCAACUGACCUUGGACUUUGCUGCUUGGCUUCUCUUGGAAUACAAGCUCUGACUAGAUUGAAAUCUUUAACUACUGCCUCUCCAUCAAGUGUUUUUGAAUUACUUACUAAAAGUGAUGUGCAGAAUUGUCAACAUUCUAUGGCUGAUUUAUUAGGUCCUGCUUAUGCUUUGAGAGCUGGAUUGUGGUCUUAUUAUGGGCAUAGUAUGAUGAUGCAUUUAUCUAGUCAAAUGCUCUUAUUUUUGAAUACUUCGGAUCCUGUUAGAGGUGGUACGUAUCACAUUGGAGAAGGCACUUGUUUGGCAUUAAGAAAUCUUGCUAUGAGUUUUGCCUCUGAAGGUUUAUACUGUGAUGCAGCUCGAGUGUUGGCUCUUGCUAGAGAACUAUUUCCCUCACAUUCAGAGUACAGUAGUAUAUGGCAACAAGCUGAUUUAGUGAUAAAAUAUGAUAAAGCUUUAUAUCAAGGAAAAUGGUUAGAAGCUCAAAAUGCUCAAAGAGGCAUUGCAAUUUUUGACAAAGAAGAAGCUCAGUUUAGGAAAGCAGUGCUGCUUUAUAAACAAGGUAAUGCUGCUGAAGCUGAUAAUGUUUUAAAAAAGUUGAUAGAUUAUUGUGAAAUAACACCAGUUGCACCACAUUUUCAUGUCAGGGUACUUCUUCUCAGGAUUGAAUUAUUAUCAACAACUCCAAAUAAUAAUGUCAUUCUACCUACAUUGAUGAUGUGUUUAUCUAAAUGCAAAAAUCAUCAUUUAUUGCAUUUAGAAUCAUUAACGAUUCUCCAAGUGGCCUCUGUUCAGUUGGAAAUUGGGCUGCCAAAGCUUGCGUUAGAUUUACUAGAUGAAAUUUUUGUCUCUGUUCUAACUCAUGGCACUUCAUAUGAUAGAGGAAAUUGCUGUUUUCUUUAUGGAAGAUGUUUAGCAAUGACUGCUAUUCAAAUUGAAAAAGAUUCUGUGACCGCUUCAAAAGACAUCGAAGCUGCUUUGUCCAUGAGCGAUAAGGCCUUUGAAUACUUUAAGAAAAUAAAAGCAUUUAUGAAAAUGAGAUCGAUUCUUUGUUGGCAGGCUUAUAUUUAUAAUCACCUUGGACUGACAACUCAACGAAAUGAUGUAGCUUUUAGAUACAGAAAUUUUGAAGAUGAAGUUUAUGAAUUGUAGAUAAAUUUUGAUUUGUUUGUUUUUGUAAAUAAUUUCUUUAAUAAAAACUGAUUUUAUA